Drosophila suzukii is the source of this 684-nucleotide messenger RNA. RefSeq names its product HIG1 domain family member 1A, mitochondrial. Gene Ontology annotation, biological process: mitochondrial respirasome assembly. The record is from RefSeq and is a predicted model, not a curated record. Gene Ontology annotation, cellular component: mitochondrion. NCBI's taxonomy places the organism in Eukaryota, Metazoa, Arthropoda, Insecta, Diptera, Drosophilidae.
GAUAUCCCUCGAUCGGUAUUCAGUUAGCACCAAGCGAGCAAACUAUCGACAUCGACAUCGUCUACAGACUUUUAUUCAAGUACAAAAUAAUUAACCUACGUCAAAAUGAGUUCCAAUUCCCUGUUCGAAACCGACGAAGAUCUUGCCCAGGCCAACAAGUUGUCCAGGAAAGUUAAGGAAUCCCCCUUUAUGCUGGUGGGGAUUGCUGGAUUCGUCGCCGCUGGUCUGGUUGGAGCCUACAAAUACCGGAACAGGGGAACCAUGAGCACCAGCGUUUUCUUGAUGCAGUUGCGAGUGGCCGCCCAGGGAACGGUAGUGGGAUGUUUGACCGCCGGAUUGGCCUACACCAUGGCCAAGGAGUAUCUGUUCCAUGAAGAACCCAAAAACCUUGCCAAGCCAGUCGAGUAAGAAAGUGCGAUCAUGUCGAAAAAAUCGGAUAUCGGGGUGUUGACCACCAACCGUACUGCUUGCACAAAAACCAUUCAGUCUCCUCCGAAGAAAGUAUCACAACCAAACACCCUAGAGAUUUAGGAAAAUCUGCAUUUGGAGGUGACCUAUGUACAAGCGCACCACCAAGAAGUAUUAGAAACCCGGUGCUACCUCCACUUCUCAUUUCAUUUUCUUCACCUAUUUUUCAUAAAGUCGUAGUUCUAAGUAAUAAAUAUUGUUUUACCAAAGAAUCAA